Molecule: messenger RNA, 1108 nt
Organism: Stegastes partitus (bicolor damselfish)
Lineage: Eukaryota; Metazoa; Chordata; Actinopteri; Pomacentridae
Gene: chga
Product: chromogranin A
Exons: 8
Coding region: 140-1108 (322 amino acids)
Biological process (GO): defense response to bacterium; negative regulation of insulin secretion; negative regulation of catecholamine secretion
Cellular component (GO): chromaffin granule
Source: RefSeq, a predicted model, not a curated record
CCGAGAGCUCUCCAGAAAUACCGACAGGCGGCCGAGGAUGCGCCGGUAAUCCGCGCCGGGAGGAGAGAGGACGCCGCCGCCGCAGCCGCAGAGAGAUCCAGUCCGCUUGGUUCUGUUCCUGGAGAGCUUCGGUCCAGACAUGAUCGGAAGAGGACUGAUGGUGCUCACAGCGCUGAGCAGCUGCGUUCUGUCAUUGCCAGUGACUCCCAGUCAGCUGGAGAAUGAAGACGUGAAGGUGAUGAAAUGCAUCGUGGAGGCGCUGGCGGACGUUCUGUCGAGGCAGCAGCACGUUCCCGUCAGUCAGGACUGUCUGGAAACUCUGAAGACAGACGACCGGCUGGUCACCAUCCUCCGGCACCACAGCUUCCUGAAGGAGCUGCAGGAGAUCGCCGUCCAGGGUGACCAGGAGAGAGCUCAGCAGCAGAGAGACGCCGACACGCCGACGCCGACCCAAAGUGUGCCGACCACAGACGAAGCCGCCGAUCGAUCCAUGCUGGAGGCCCUGGGAGGCCCCGGAGAGAGAUCCAUCCUGUCCCAGCAGAGGGAGACCGGCAUGGGGGAGGCUGCAGGAGAGGAGGAGGAGGAGGAGGAGAAGCGAGCCAACUCAGGGGAGGAAGAGCAGAGCAAAGGUGGUGAACAGAGAGAUGCACUCAGAAACAAAUCUAAAGAGAAGAGGGUUCAUGUAGAAGAAGAAGAAGAAGAGGAGAAGAGGUCUGGUGUUGUCUCACACAAACAAGAUGAAGAUGAAGAGGAGGAGGAGGAGGAGGUGAAGAGAGGCAGCAGGGAGAACCCGAGGAGGUGGAGCAAGAGGACCAAGGCUUUACAGGUGAAGAGGAAGGAGGUGCAGCAGCAGCAUGAGGUGCCUCAUCACUCCAAAAAGCUCACAGAGGAAGAGGAGGAGCAGGAGGAAGAGCAGAAGAAGAAGAAAAGAGGAGCAAACCACAGGAGUCCAGAGGAGAAGGAGCUGCAGAUGAUCGCCCAGAGGCCGCCGGAGGAGGAGGGCAGCGCCAGCAGGAAGUCAGAGGAUCCUGAGAUCGAAAGUCUGGCGGCCAUCGAGUCGGAGCUGGAGAACGUCGCCCAGAAGCUCCACGAGCUGCGGCGAGGCUGA